UCUACCCUUAAUAUAGCUAUACUAAAUAUUUCAAAGAGGGACUUUCAAAUUAAAUUUAUAGAUGUAGUAUAUAGUAGAGUCAAAACUUCACAAAACCUUAUAUUUAGUAUUCUUAUUAAUUUAAACGCUCUGUAUAUAAUAUUUAACUAUAUAUUUCUUAUAAGAGCAACUAACAAAGUAAGAAAAUUGCUAGAGUAG
Molecule: messenger RNA, 198 nt
Organism: Neurospora hispaniola
Lineage: Eukaryota; Fungi; Ascomycota; Sordariomycetes; Sordariales; Sordariaceae
Exons: 1
Source: RefSeq, a predicted model, not a curated record